This is a messenger RNA of Hevea brasiliensis (rubber tree), 1666 nucleotides long. Its product is annotated as ethylene-responsive transcription factor ABI4-like. The record is from RefSeq and is a predicted model, not a curated record. Bases 145 to 1185 code for a protein of 346 amino acids. Gene Ontology annotation, cellular component: nucleus. Gene Ontology annotation, biological process: response to stress; positive regulation of DNA-templated transcription. The transcript is spliced from 2 exons. NCBI's taxonomy places the organism in Eukaryota, Viridiplantae, Streptophyta, Magnoliopsida, Malpighiales, Euphorbiaceae. Gene Ontology annotation, molecular function: DNA-binding transcription factor activity; transcription cis-regulatory region binding.
AGAGAGAGAGAGAGAGAGAGGAGAGAAGAGCACCACCGCCCUCUUUCACCAUUUAAACACAUGACACUCAAACAACCCAUCAGUCUCCUAAGAAAGAACAAGGACAGGCUUCAGUCUUAAAGCCUUAAAAGCCUCACAUUUUUCAUGGACGACUCUUCUCUCCCUCAUCCUCCCCAAGAAACCACCACCACCACCCCUUCUGAUGCCGCUACCACCCCGGCUGCCCCCUCAAUUACAACCGCGACAACUGGUGACACUAAUAGUGAUACUAAUAAUAAUAGUAGCAGUGAUAAUAGUAGGAAGUGCAAGGGAAGAGGAGGGCCAGAUAACAGUAAGUUUAGAUACAGGGGAGUUAGGCAACGAAGCUGGGGGAAAUGGGUAGCUGAGAUUCGUGAGCCAAGAAAGCGAACUCGAAAGUGGCUCGGAACUUUUGCUACCGCCGAGGACGCAGCCCGAGCUUAUGACCGCGCCGCCAUCAUCCUCUAUGGCUCUAGAGCGCAGCUUAAUUUGCAACCCUCGAAUUCCUCCUCAUCAGCUCAAUCCUCUUCUGCAUCCUCUCGCGGCUCAAGCUCUUCCUCCACUCAGACUCUUCGACCCUUGCUUCCACGUCCUUCUGGCUUCGGCUUCACUUUCUCUCUUUCGGCUUCAAAACCUUCUCCAGCGGUAGCGGUGGCGGCUACGGCUGCUGCUGCUGCCUCGGCUUCAUCUGGGUUUGGUCCGUACGGGGUUUAUCAUCAUCAUCCCAACGUUGUUGGGUCGAGCAUGCUAUGUCCUAGUAACAUAGUACAGAAUCCAAAGGAACAAAUUAUGUCACACCACUAUCAAUAUCAGUAUCAAAACCCACUUCUUGAAGGGUCCAAUCUUAACACUGGCCACUCUAGUAGUAGCAUCGCAACAACCUCGUAUCAAAAUCUUAACUAUGAUUAUGACGGUCAUAACCGUCAUCAUCAACAACAACAGCAACAAGAACCAGGUUUGUACGAGGAUAUCAGUUCGUUGGUGGGCUCGGUGGGUUCUAGUUUGUCUCUAUCCGGUAAUACUCAACCUGCAACUGCACCGGCAGGUCAGGAUCAGAUCAUGCAUGUGGGACCUGGAUCUCCUUCGUUGUGGCCUUUGACAAGUGAUGAUGAAUACCCACCAUCUAGUAUUUGGGACUACGGGGAUCCUUCCUUAUUUGAUCUAUGAGUUCUUGAUGAGGAGGAUAAAAAUUUGCAUGGGGAUUUUAUCCUAGAAAACAAGUCUGGAUUUCAUUAAUCACCAUUUGAGAUGAAGAAUUUCAAAGAAGAAAGUGAUUAAAGAUUGUUGAUUCUACCAAAGAUGGUUGGAAAGAGAAGACGUCACCAAUUUGCAUGUGUUUUGUUUAUCCAAUGCUGGUUCCACAAUAAAGCUGAGAAAGAUCUCUCAAGGUAAGUUAAUAAUAAUAUGUUUCUGUUAAGGUAAAGGUUGCUGCUUGCAUGCUUCGAUCUUUAUUUAGGUAGGUAAUUAAUUAUUAAGAUUUUAGAUUUUUGAUAAUGGAUUUUAGAGAGGAGAAGAAUUAAUCUAGUGUCAUCGGUUAGGGUUUGGGUUGGCUACAGGAAAUGUCAAGUUUGGACUGAAAGAAAUAUAUAUUGCUGUUUUCUUCAUCAAUAUUCAAUUAAUGAUAAAUUUUCAAGAAUUUUCACUUGUA